CACGUGGAACUAGUAAAAGAAACAUGGCGACUGAGAGAUUACAAGUGAUAUGGUCCCCAGUGACUGAGAGUGAGUUUGCUACUUAUGGAAAUGAACUGAGAGUCUAUAAUCAUGAGCCAAUGGGACUGGAGGAGAGGGACACCACCAGUACAGAUAUUAUCCUUUCUUCUACUCAUAGAGGAAGAUUGAUAGGAGCUAAUUCUGAAGUAUCCUGUUCCCCUGGUUACCAGACUGUUGCUUGGCAACCGAACAAAGACAAUCCUCACUUUUUUGCAGUCGGUCAAUCUAACGGAAAAGUUUCCUUAUUAAAUUUGUUAUCAAAGCAGCCAAUUCUCAGUAGUCAUGGUUUCCAGUUAGUUCCAAAGUCUCUCGGCCGACUCUGUCACUGUGUAGCAUGGAACCCAAACAAUACCAGACUGUUAGCAGAAGGUCUUGAGAAGUCCCGUAGUGAUUCCUCACUGAUAGUCUGGGACAUCACCCACGCAUCAACUGUACAUGAUAGGACUGGAUCACGUGUUCCUGAUAAUACUGGACCUGAAGAAAGGAGCAAGUUUUAUGAAACAGGUCAUGGUGAAAGCACUAGUUCAUUGUCAUGGUUACAAGAGAAUGCGCUAGUUGCUGGUAUGGGGUCAAGGUUUCUUAAAGUAUUUGACAUAAGAGAGGAGCAUCACAGUGUAUUGCAAACUGGAGGAGGUCAGAGAGAAUUUGCUCAACAUAAAGCAAUUUAUGGACUAACUAUUGACCCUAAUAAUGGAUAUCAACUGGCAUCUUAUGCUGAAGGUAGUACUGUCUACCUUUGGGACAUUCGCUCAUUUCAAAGACCAAUGUACUCAUUCCAAAGGUCAGGGACUGUACUCCAGCUGUCAUGGCUAGCUACAAGGCCAGGAUCACUGAGUGCUGUCUUCUCAGAGUCACCCUAUCUGAGGAUCAUUGACAUACCCUUCCUCUCCCAAGGGUCAGAUAUUGGAGAAACUUACACUGAAUAUUUCAAUUCACACAUCAGCGAUAGGUGUCCACUGUCUUCAAGACAAGGGUGGGGGAGGAAGAGGUCAGUGGUAUCACUGCAGUGGAACAAUCACUGGCUCAACACUGGACUAAUAACUAAUAAUGAAGGAAAGGUGCAGGAGAUUAAAGUUUCUGAUAAAACCUCAUUAUCCUGGGGGAGUGGCCAGUCCUUGAUUGUUGGGUCAGUUGGACUUGGUACUAAUCAUGAUAAUAAAGAUCUAUUGUCAGAUGAUAUUUCUGUUGUAAUGAGAAAAAGAGUUGAAGCUGGUUACGGAUUUAAUAUUGGUAAGAACAUUGAAGUGACAUCAAAUGAUGUGACACUCUCCAACGUAUGGACCUGGAUUAACAUACAAGUCUCCUCCUCUUCAGAUUCCAUGAAGAACAUUAACGGAGUCAAUCAAGUACUUGAUAAUUUGUCUGGUUCCACGAGGUGCCUUCCAAGCAGUGGGUUUGUUACAUAUUCCAGUGCUAAGAGAUCCCUUGCUCUUGAUUUGUGUGGGUGGAGCUUCUGCUGUGACAAUAAUGAGACUCUUGAUUCAUUCCUUAAAAGGGAGGAAUUCUCAGAAAGAUAUGAACGGGCAGCGGCCAUUGCUGUAUUUCAAGGAAACCUUAAAACUGCCAACGAUUGUUUGAAAGAAGGAGCCGAGAAAAUAAUUAAUAGAGGAAAGAAACUGGAGGGUAGUUUAUUAAAUUUAAUUGCUCUUUCGUUGUCCGGAUACACUUCAUCCGAGCAGUCUCUUUGGCAAAGAACUUGUUAUCAUAUUUCAGAACAGAUCACUGAUCCUUACCUCAGGGCUAUAUUCACCUUCUUGUGCUCCAAUGGAGACUUUAACAGCAUUCUACAAGAUGAUUCACUGAUGUUGCAGGACAGGGUUGCCUUUGCUUGUACUUAUCUUGAGGAUAAAAAGUUAAAAGAAUAUGUAACCAGCCUUAAGGAGAAAGUUAUAUCUUCAGGAAAUAUUGAGGGAAUAUUUCUAACUGGUCUGAAUAAUGAUGGUAUCUCAUUACUAGCUCAAUACGUUAAUAAAACUGGAGAUGUUCAAACAGCAUGUUUCAUAUGUACUCAAGUAUUACCAGCUGUUAAUAGGAACAGGACGGUACACAGCUGGUUUGAAGGUUAUAGAGAUUUGUUGGAUCAGUGGAAGCUAUGGAACGAAAGAGCUCAUUUUGAUCAUCAGCGGAAGCUGAUUGACCCGUCUUUUAAACUAGUGAAGAAUGCAUCGAUACUCUGUACCUUCUGCAGUAAAGCAAUUACCAGUGACGUCAUGAGACAAGAUCGGUCUAAAGGAACCGCUAAAAAGUCGACUAGUUGUCCCAGUUGUCGUAAGCCGCUCCCAAGAUGUGCUCUGUGUCUCCUCCACAUGGUGGCAGGAACUAGCAAGGGGAAGGACCCAGGUGUGAUAAACUCGUCUGACCAGUUUGGUCAGUGGUUCACCUGGUGCCAGACCUGCCGUCAUGGGGGCCAUGCCCUUCACAUCAAAGAAUGGUUCCAGUCUCAUAAUGUUUGUCCAGUUACUGAUUGCAGCUGUCACUGUCUCCUCCUUGAUGGGUGCACCUAAUUAAUAUUCAUUGUUAAUUAAUUUACGACUAAUAAAUUACAUGUAGAAGGUGUGGUAUAUUAAUUUAAGUGUGCUUUCCAGGGUAAUCAUAUAAUUAUUACUAUCUUUAUUAAAUUUGUUAUUACAGUCAGCAAAAUAACUAGGUACUUAUAAUUCUGUAAUUUCCACACUACAUGUCUUGUGUUGAUAUCAUUAUUAUUAAUCUUGUGUCUCAUUCCUUCAGUAAACA
This is a messenger RNA of Amphimedon queenslandica, 2793 nucleotides long. Its product is annotated as WD repeat-containing protein mio-A-like. NCBI's taxonomy places the organism in Eukaryota, Metazoa, Porifera, Demospongiae, Haplosclerida, Niphatidae. The coding region runs from base 24 to 2564 and encodes 846 amino acids. Gene Ontology annotation, cellular component: cytoplasm. The transcript has 32 exons. The record is from RefSeq and is a predicted model, not a curated record. Gene Ontology annotation, molecular function: protein binding.